Messenger RNA from Pelobates cultripes (western spadefoot toad), 35450 nucleotides. The record is from the annotation of a GenBank genome assembly. NCBI's taxonomy places the organism in Eukaryota, Metazoa, Chordata, Amphibia, Anura, Pelobatidae.
GCUUCUACUGCCAGGUGAGCAGAGCUGCGCGUUGCGGCCGACUCGAAGGGAGACAAUCUGUGUGAUUUACACACAGACGAUGAGAGGAAUUAUUUCUACACCUUUCAUUAGAUUGUCCUUCAAAGUGAAGCAUAGAUUCUUUUAGCAUAACAUUAUGAAACAUUCCAUAGAUGGUAUUAGAUCGUCAGAGACGACCUCACUGUAAACAUUGGCCUUCAUGACGGACAGCACCGUAUAUUGGUGCUUUUUAAAUAAAAAUUAAGAACCAUCGAUGAUCCAAGAUCCACAGUUUCCAAAUUCUCUUUUAACAAAAGUAUUUUGGGAUUAUGUAUUUGGUGUGAGCAAGGUGUGGGGUUCUUGUGUGAAAUUUUACAUGGUUUACUGAUAAUUUAUGCAACUAAAAUGUAAUUUAGAACAAGAACAAUGUAUCUUAUUUACACAGACUGAUUUCUAAAUACAUUUAUCAACACAUUACUGGGAGCAUUAUCGCUGUGGCGCUCUGUUAUACACUCAGUCACAUUACUGGGAGUAUUAUUGCUGUGGAGCUCUGUUAUACACUCAGACACAUUACUGGGAGUAUUAUUGCUGUGGAGCUCUGUUAUACAGUCAGACACAUUACUGGGAGUAUUAUUGCUGUGGAGCUCUGUUAUACACUCAGACACAUUACUGGGAGUAUUAUUGCUGUGGAGCUCUGUUAUACAGUCAGACACAUUACUGGGAGUAUUAUUGCUGUGGAGCUCUGUUAUACACUCAGACACAUUACUGGGAGUAUUAUUGCUGUGGAGCUCUGUUAUACACUCAGACACAUUACUGGGAGUAUUAUUGCUGUGGAGCUCUGUUAUACACUCAGACACAUUACUGGGAGUAUUAUUGCUGUGGAGCUCUGUUAUACACUCAGACCCAUUACUGGGAGUAUUAUUGCUGUGGAACUCUGUUAUACACUCAGUCACAUUACUGGGGAUAUUACUGCUGUGGAGCUCUUUUAUACACUCAGACACAUUACUGGGAGUAUUAUUGCUGUGGAGCUCUGUUAUACACUCAGACCCAUUACUGGGAGUAUUAUUGCUGUGGAGCUCUGUUAUACACUCAGACACAUUACUGGGAGUAUUAUUGCUGUGGAGCUCUGUUAUACACUCAGACCCAUUACUGGGAGUAUUAUUGCUGUGGAGCUCUGUUAUACACUCAGACACAUUACUGGGAAUAUUAUUGUUGUGGAGCUCAGUUAUACACUCAGGCACAUUACUGGGAGUAUUAUUGAUGUGGAGCUCUGUUAUACACUCAGUCACAUUAGUGGGAGUAUUAUUGAUGUGGAGCUCUGUUAUACAAUCAGACACAUUACUGGGAGUAUUAUUGCUGUGGAGCUCUGUUAUACACUCAGUCACAUUACUGAGAGUAUUAUUGCUGUGGAGCUCUGUUAUACACUCAGACACAUUACUGGGAAUAUUAUUGCUGUGGAGCUCCGUUAAACACUCAGACACAAUAUGGAGCUCCUAGAAUAUACCCUCAGAAUAUGGAAGAAUUUGGGCUGAAAAUAGGCACUUUCCCUUCUAAAUGGGGACACGUGGGAGGUAGGCUAUUGGGCUCUCAAGAAAACUCAGAAAGGUUUGGGGCGAUUGCUACAGGUUCUACAUACCUCUCAACAUUAUAAAUGGACAAAGAGGGACACUUUACAUUUUAGUGGGAGUGUAGCCAUAGGAUGAGCUGUUCUGAGAUAAUUUAGGUGACUUACUUAUAACAAUUUAUACAGCUAACAUGUAACUUAGAAAUAGAACAAUGUACCUUAUUUACACAGACUGAUUUCUAAAUAAUUUUUUUGUAGUUUAAAGACACAUUACUGUGAACAUUGUUGAACAACAACAUCGAAGCAAGCACUCCCCAAUCCUUCUUUGCUCAACAUCCUUAUGUGCAACAUACUAAGUGUGUACAUUUGUAUUCUUUUCUGUUUUGCGAUGACGUUUUAUGUCUAUCUCAUACUGCAUGGGUUUUUUUUUUGUAUGGUUUUUCUCAAAUACUUCGAUAAAACUGUAACCAUUGAAAAAAAAGAAAACGACAGAUACUGGAUAUCAGCUAUGCUGUGCUUGCUAUCAGUUUACUGACAGUCCUGUCAACACUUUUGUGAAUGGGCUUGUGAGUACAGCUAAGGCUUGGGCUGUUGAUCAAAGCGAGGGAAAGGGAGAGACUUUAACAGAGUGCAAUAAACCCCCCCAAAAUAUCUAGCAUGGGCCGAGUAAGAAAUGCAUCUUCCUCUUCUGAUGUCCUGGACCAAAGUGAUUUUUGCUAAUACAUAAUACCGAUAUAUGCAGCUGUGUGCAGACAGGAGAUGCUUUAUUGAUGAUCAAACGACUUGGAGGAUCCAUUUAAGACAGACAAUAAAAUAAGUCAAUAUAAACACAGAGUUGGCAUGUCCCACCAAGACAGGACUUACCUGGGUGCUCCGACAUGCCCAGCUCAGACAAUAAAACAGGUUUGGCAGUUUUUAUGUAUUCCCAUUGUUUAAACAUAUAGGUUUAUAUAUAUCCUAUAGAAUGUAAGCUCGAUUGAGCAGGGUCCUCUUCAACCUAUUGUUCCUGUAAGUUUAUUUGUAAUUGUCCUAUUUAUAGUUAAAUCCCCUUUCAUAAUAUUGUAAAGCGCUACGGAAUCUGUUGGCGCUAUAUAAAUGGCAAUAAUAAUAAUAAUAAUAUAUAUAUACGUUUUUUCCCCCACUUCAUAUGGCCAAAAAAAUAAGCUUUUUAAAUCAUAACUACUGUCUAUUUGUAUCAUGUGAGUACACACAGAAUUAGGCAGACCCAGAGGUAAUAUUAAUGGGGCACUAACUGGACUAGUGAAUUAGUAAGGCAUUUUUGUGUAGUAUCUGGGUAUUAUUAUAAAAUAAAUGUUGCUUAGUCCCAUUGCAUUUGCUUAUUUAAAAGGAAAUAGAAAACGAUAGCGCGGUGUGGGGAAGCAGGCUGUCCCUGUGUGCUAUGGUGACAGAGACAGCUUUACCCGAUCCUCUUGCACUCCCUCACCCCAUCUGACUGACCGCACCAAGAGGAGCUGAUAUAACCUCACAUAUUUAUUCAGCGUUGAACCAUUUUCAAGCAGAUUAACACUAAAUAAUAGUCACUGGCCACCCACAUCUCUGCCCCUACUGGAGGUGUAACCAAUGCAGAAAUUACAUGCUUCCUUCUAGCUAUACCAAUUCAUACCAGCAAAGGGCCGCGUGAUAGGUUGAACGCGGUCAGCUAACACUCUCAGCCAAUCACAGCUGCCUGUUGCUGCUUUAGGUUAAUACUUCUUUGUUAGUCCAAGUCUAAGAGGGGAUGGACUGCUGAGGACUCUUGUAUAGCAUUAAAUUAUUAAAAACCAGGGGACUCCAGACACUAUAACCACUUUAAAGAGAUAAAGCAGGUACAGUGCCUACAUUGUCCCUUCAAUUAGUUCAAUCUAUAGCUUACUUAUGUGUGUGUGUGCCUGGUUAUGUCCUUUGUGAGGCUAAUAUGAUAUGUGUGAAGUGUCUGAUGUGCUUUGAUUGUAGUGACUAGUUUAAAAAGUGUUAAACACCGUAUGGCUCCAUCUGUGUGAGUCUGAUUAUACUGUUGUAUAUUGCUUCUGCAAAUGUUGAAAAGUAAAUAGAUAUUUUAAAGCUGUGGUUAGACAUGUUUAACUCUACUUCAUUUAUCACAUCAAAAAUCAAAUGGGUUCUUUAAUGUGACCAUUCAAUUGCCAGAUUGGUGUUUUAUCUUAACUGCUAAUGUCUUUAUCCAGUGAAAAGCCAUUUAACUGAGAGUAUGAUCUUAAUUGUCAUAGGAAAGGGGUGUAUUUUAAAACUCCCUCCUUAUCUACUGAUGAGACUACACCUAACAAAUGCUAAUUAGCUACAUUGAUCUGUUUCUAUCCGAUGAACUAUUUUGAUCAGAAUACUUUUCUUUGUAGGGACUCAAAGUACUUUGCACAAUACAACUAGCCGAAGCUGACAAAUAUUAAAUAAUAUCACAGAUUGAAAUCAUUGUAUCUAUGUAAAAAGGUUUAGCUUGCAUAUGUGAGUAUAGAACAUGCAAGUUGGAGGUUAAAAAUGUUACCAUGGCUCUCUGCUGAGGGGUUUAUGAUCGAAACUGGGUAUUAUGGUAAAUUGAAAACUUAAUUAUAAAGUGUAGGCAAAAAUAACCAUGUUUAAAAAAAAAAAAAAAAGCAGGAAUUGGAUUUUUUCCAAUGUAGCUAUUUUGGCUUACAUUUUGCAAUCUAAAUUUUUAUUUCACCAUAAGUCACUGUUUAAUAACUAAUUCCCUGAUUUGUAUAAUUUACUGAUGGGGAAGUUGACCCUGAGACAUGUCAGAAGAUAUUUCUGACUGUGUGAUCACCAUUGCCAUCACCUGACCGUGCGCCAGAGAACUGGGCAACCAUAGAUUGCACUCGGAGGCAAUUAUUGAUAUCGUUUAUUGGUUUGACACCAGCAAAGUCCAAAGUGCUGGAUACUUUGAGUAACGGUGUAGUAACAAUACAAAAUACUGUGACAGACACAGCAGAUUUAGAUAUAGGUGUGUGUUUCCAGGUAGUACGAAAAAUAAACCAAAGGAUUAAUGACAUAAUAAGCUCCAACACAACAGGUUGAUUGGUUUAUUAACAUCUCCAGAACCCAGAGCCAUUAUUCUCCUGUAAUACAUGCUUUGCCAAUACAUUUAUUAUAUUAUCUUUAUUCCAAAGAAGUUUUUAGGCUAGGGUCAGUGUUUUGGAGUUGGAGUUAGAGUUUGUGUAGGGUUUACAGAGAGAUGUUUAAUGGGACAUACAUGUCCUAUUACUGCCUGAAAUUGGUUGAAAUUACAGGCGACUGCUCAAUUUUCUGUCAAUUAUGCAUUAAAUUACUUUGUUUAUGCAGCCACACCUCCCCUGCAUGUGACCAACGCAGUCUCUCUACACACUUCCUGUAAAGAGAGAUCUAAUGUUUAAACUUCCUUUUUCCUGAUUUAUUUAAAAUGCCUUCUAAAUCUUUUGCUCUGUUAAUUGCCUACUAGAGCUUACAGGAGCCUCCUGUGUGUGAUUAAAGUUCAAUUAACAGAGCGGGAGAUAAAAACUUCUAACAUAAACACACUGUGAUGUCACAUCUGAUAGAAAAAAAAAAAAAUUAUGCACACUGUGUGAGUCACAACCCAUGAAGGUGUGGCUAGGGCUUCAUAAACAGAAACAAAAGUGGCUUAAAUCUUAAAUGGCAGAAAAUUGAACAAUGACACCGCAGAGGCAUGAUCUAUGCACCAAAACGGCAUGAUUAAGCUAAAGUUAUUUUGUUGACUAUAGUGUGCCUUUAAGUGGGGAUAACAGCGAUAGAGAACUUCUGUUAAUUUCCUUUAUAAUAACAAUCUCACAUGAAUUGCCUGCCCAGUACAAGACAUAAUUUUGCUCUAACACUGCUCUGAUUAGACAAAAUAUUAUAGUCAAUGGCCCACAUCUACUUGAUCCAUGGCAAUUUUCUACUUUGCAACUUGAUAUUAUUGUGCAUUACGCAUAUAUAUACAUUGUAAACCUGCUAGAUUAGACUUUCUGGUAUUUUAAAUUAGUUGCUAUGAUGCAUAUUGCCCAUAUUUCAAUAAAUGGAUAUGAAGCAAAACACUAUCUUGAGAGAUCACUGAUAUACAAAGAAUAACGGUGAUAUUGGUACUGCUUACAAAUUUAUAUGUCACUGCAAAUAAAGGACCAUGCAUAUAGCAAAGCUGGUGUGAGGUUUGUGCUAUGUCGCAUUUAAUUCACACAUCAAGCAGGUAUUUGCAUGCAUAGCAUGGCCGCUAUGUGCACUGCAAGCAUUGUUCGGGAGGGGAUUAGAAAUCAAAUCUCUCAGGUAUUACAGCAGAGUGCAGAUAGUUCCAAGGUUGGGUCGUGUUCUAAUCACUGAAUUAUUGUAGCACACACGUCAUUGCACAUAAUGACCUGAGCUGCAUCAGACUCGGGAGUGACUUGUAGGCCAAUUCAGUGAUCAAGCCACAUCCCCUCAAAGAAGUAAUUACCCAAUUUACAUCAUCAAGCUUAGCAGAUUUCUAUGAAUCCCAUGGAUCUAAAAGGAGAUUAAAGGGUUAGGGUACCUGAAACUGAGACUGCAACAAAUACAGGGCUGUAGGCAUGGGACAGGCGCUCAGAGGGUUAAACAUUUUUUUUUCUUAUUGACUUUACAAUGAUAUUUUAAAUAAUUCUAUGACGUCACCUAUUUUAACUGCCGUGACCAAAGACAGUAAAUAGAUCAGGCUCAUACAGCUUACAGGGGAUACAUCAACAUGUUAUCUAAUUAUAACUAUAUUUAAACAUAGUCUUAACUAAUCCAAUCUAAUUGGAUAGUUUACAUAAAAUGCUAAUGAACUGGCUGCUGUAUUCUCGAAAUCCAGGUUUCUGUGUUGUGGCUCAUAGUUUUUCUUCAUAUCUAUUCUUCAAAUAAUUGUAUUUAGGCAAAAAUGUUACAUUGUAAAUAAUGUGUCUACUAAGCUUAUAGUUCCACAUCUUGAUUUUCACUCACAUUUUAUUUUAAUCUACCUUGUUACAUCUCAGCCAGUCUGUAUUUAAUGUCUUUCUACCUCUAUUGAUCAAACAAUCACUGGCAAGAUCAGCGUAAGCAUGUUUAAUAUAAAAUACCUGUGCAGUUUCCUCAUGUGCCACAAUGCUUUGAUUUCGCUUAUGUUUUAUUCCGUUUUAUACUGUGGUAUGGGUCUCUACCUGCCAAGUAAUGUCGCAUGUCAACAAACGGAUCGGGGAGAGAAAUGCCAAGUAAUGCUGGAAGUGGAAGACGCAGAGAUUUGGAAUUUUAGUAUCAAUAGACAAUUUAAACGUAUGUUUAUGUUGGUUUCAUAAACUGUCUUAUGUGAGGCAGGCUCCCGGGACCCUACCCAUUGAACAUCCACAAUUCCCAUAUCUAGUUACCCUCUGGACAACUUAGGAAGAAUGAGCAUGACUGCUGCCCGUGCCUAGUGGGCUGGAUUAAAAUAAUGAUACAAAAGUUGACUCACCAGUCAGCAGAGGCAAGGGACAGGAGCAGACUGACUUUGUCCGGGUUUUCCUACCGACUUUCUGCAAGCACAAGAAGCUGUUAGGCUGAUCAAAGGCCUGCUUAGACCCAGUGUGACACCCCUUCAAGGAUGGCUACCCUACCUACGAUUAUGGAACCCUAUCUGGUGAGGCUCCUGCAGGCUUACCAGGCAUCCCACAUGCUGGGGGUGCUGGAGGCCCUGGUGCCUGGAGUAGAUACGACCUCAGGGAAAGUGGAUGGCAUUGCCGUUUCUGGUGGGCAGAGGGCCAGGUGCUUUCGUCGUGCGAUGAGGAACAGUGAUCGGAGGCCGCACCAGAGCCAGGGAGUCGGCAGAAGACUCCCUGCCAGCGACUGGCAGCAGAUCUGGAACAGUGACAUCGCCAGCGGUGGCUGCAGGGCGCAGGAGACGGUCCAGGCGAGGUGGCUCAGGUGAGGCCCAAGAUGGCGGUCCCAGCAAUGGCGGAGGGCCCAAUGGAAGAACGCACAGUCCGCCUUCAGGCCAGAGCUGAAGUGACGUCGUCACGCACGCAACGUGGCAUACGUGCACCGGAAGUUGAUGGCGGAACGCGGGGCGAGUACGGGACAGCAGCGCGAAGACAAGAGCGCCGGUCCCAGGCCUGGGCGCAUCAACCAGAGCAAGAGGUCAGGAGCAUCAGGUACAGACAGCGGUCCGGCUGUACAGGCGGCUGCGGGUCCCCAGCAUCUCCUUCCGAAGUGCCUAGUCUGGAUCGGAGGAGGAGAGGACUACAGUUCCAGUGGUGGUUCCUGAGACUGCUAAUGGUGAGUAUUGAGCCAGCGCGCAGGAAGCGUUGGCGAGUAGAAAGGGGUCAAGUGAGCAUCAGGGGUAUAGUUACAGGCCGGAGCAGGGGGAUGUGAUAUCAGUGCUUAACAGGUUUCCAGAGGGUAUUGCACAGGCUAAGGCGCAGGUUGGUAUCCCUAGUCAGGUGGGAGCGUUUGGUCGUCCCCCCAUGUCAGGCUGCGAGCUGGCGCCUCUAGGGAUGCAUAUUCCCCUGGAGGUCAGAGAUAAAUUACUGAAGGAUGAGUUAGUAGAUGUGUUAACUCUGGUGUCCCCUGACCGGGAAUCCGUGGACAGGCCGCGGCGUGGGAACAUGGUGGAUGGAGAGAAAGGUAAGAUUCCCUGCACCUUUGGAAACUGGCUCCAAAGGUUUAUGGCAUAUGCGAGCAUAGUGUCGCAGAGCUUCCCAGAGAAGGCACUGUUUGGGUAUAUGGAUCAUUUUUGGGGGGCUUUUAAGGUUUAUGGUGGGCAAUGCUGGUUCCGCUACGACCAGCAAUUUCUGCAAAAGAUGACGUUUAGUCAAGGUAUGGACUUUGAGGUGCAGGACGGCAGCUUGUGGCUGCUGUUGAUGACCCCCUCGAGGCCAGCCCCCAUUUCAGGUGGGGCCGGUGCACAGCCCGGUGCGUCGGCAGGAACACGCAAGGUCGUUUGCUGGCUCUUUAACAAGAGCCACUGCAAGUGGUACAGGACUUGCAGUCGAAGACUGAUUAGGCAGGCAGGGGAGCUCAGGUUCAUAUCGGAGUUAUGGAGGGCUUAUAUUGCCCAGAUCGGCUUGUUAGGGAGUAUCUCAGGUUUGGGGACGAGUGGGAGGGCUCCCUUCUGGUUCACCAGGAUGGAACAUCGCUGAGUCAGUUCCAGUUCUCCAGGAUUCUGCAGGUAUGUGUGAGGUGUGUUGGAUUAGAGCUGAGCCAAUACACGUCGCACACCUUCCGCAUAGAGGCGGCAAUUAAGGCGAGUCAGAUGGGUCUCCCCGAGGCUUGAAAAUGAUUGGAGCGGUGGAAAUCGGGCUGGUAUCAGCUAUAUGUGUGCCCGCAUAUGUUAUGAUGGUGUUUAUCGGUUUCCCCUCCCCCUCACCAUUCUCUCUCAGUUUUGUUUGUUAUGUUAUUCUUGGUGGUGGAUGGUUUUAAUGUCUGUUCUUUCCUUCUAGGUAGGGGCCCACGCUUCAUAUGGAUAAUGGGGCACUCAGGCACGCGGAAGACAGAUUAUAUGGUCGUAACUUGGGUUUUCCCUAUGAGUCAGUGCGGGUACAUUGGAGGGGGUUAAGGGGAUUACGCCUGGAUCAAAUGUACUCAGAAUGUACUCAGCGUUUCAGGUCUGGUAAUCCUAGUACUGCACGUGGGCGGGAAUGAUAUCGGAGGUCGGUCAAUCUCAUCCAUGCCAUGAAACAAGAUGUGGCGUGCUGGUUUGCUCUCUUUAAAGAAUUGACUAUAGUAUGGUCGGAAAUCAUCCCUCGCCCAGUAUGGCGGGCGAGUGCACAUAGGAAAGGCUUAGAGAGGUGUAGGAGGAAAGUCAACAUGAUGGUCUCAAGAUUUAUUCGACGCAUGGGGGGAGUUCGCCACUUUGAACUGGAAGGGGACAAUUCUAAUGUCAUGCGGGUGGAUGGGGUGCACCUGGUGGCGGUAUCCUGGACAGCACAAAGGAAAAGAUUAAGACAAAGAGUCGCUUUGGGGAGAUGACAGCCCUCACGGGAGCUGAUGGCAAGUGCCGGCUGUUUAGGCUCAUGGACAAAGGUUGGGGGAACUGUCUGUUGGGCAACCGCUCAACAGCUGACAGGGUUGGAUAAUGUUAAAGUAAAAAAUUUAAUAAAGCUGUGGCCGUUGCCCUUAUCCACUAAGAAGAUGUCCGGUGUGUUAUUGGGGGACAUGGAUGGUGGGUCAGCAGUCAAGAAAACCACGUGUUGCCACGAACAAGUGAACCUCAAAGGAAACUGGAGAGUGAGCACUUUGAACUAUCACCUUUAUAAUGUAAACUCACGUUCAAUCUAACUGGAAACAUUGUAUUAUUGUUAUUAUUAUUAUUAUGUUAUUUAUAUACAGCCAUCACAUUCCGUAGCGCUGUACAAUUGUAUGAAAGAGCUUCAAUGGCUAGAAUUCAGCACACCUUUACCUUUUGUAUUGGUCUGUGUAUAUUGUACAGUUUUUCACCAAUUGUACAGCGCUGUGGAAUAUGGCGCUAUAUAAGUGCCGAUAACAGUAAUAAUAACUACUGUUGCUACAGUAAGGGUUACAGAGGAUGCAGUUAUACUUAAAGGACCACUAUAGUGCCAGGAAAACAUACUCUUUUUCCUGGCACUAUAGUGCCCUGAGGGUGCCCCCACCCUCAGGGUCCCCCUCCCGCCGGGCUCUAGGGUGAGGAAGGGGUUAAACUAACCUCUUUCUCCAGCGCCGGGCGGGGAGCUCUCCUCCUCCUUUCCACCUCCUCUCCUCCUCUUCGGCUGAAUGCGCAUGCGCAGCAGGAGCCGCGCGCGCAUUCAGCCAGUCCCAUAGGAAAGCAUUCACAAUGCUUUCCUAUGGACGCUUGCAUCUUCUCACUGUGAUUUUCACAGUGAAAAGCACGCAAGCGCCUCUAGCGGCUGUCAAUGAGACAGCCACUAGAGGCUGGAUUAACCGAAAUAUAACCCUAAACUGCUAUGUUUAUAGAAAAAAGGGUUAACCCUAGCUGGACCAGGCACCCAGACCACUUAAUUAAGCUGAAGUGGUCUGGGUGCCUAUAGUGGUCCUUUAAAGCUUGCUGAAGUGCUUUAUGUGUGAGUGUGUACUCUUUUUUUUUUUUAAAUUUUAUUUUAAUCUCGUUACACCCCCUACCCCGGCUAUUCGUCAAAAAACUGAUCCUUUUACUUCCUGGUUGUUUAGCUUUAGGGCCGUCUUUAACUCAGGGCAAAUGAGUUGCCAACAACAAUUUGGAGGGGACCAUCAGGUGGCCCAUGAGUUUAGGGUCACCUGAUAGGUAUGACUGAACAGGGGCCCAGUCUAGUGCCGCUGCCCUUUUGAGCACAACCCUGUGGCAAUGGCCGGCUGGGAGAAAGUGACAGCCAUUCACUUCCCCCCAGUUACUUACAGAGAGUGCCGCGCAGGAGGGAAAGCGGAGGCAGUGGCACAGGCAACAUGGGGGAAGAGGCAGGAAUGAGCAUGCUCACUCCCAUCAGCCGCAGCCAUAAUCAGCAGGACCCCAAACAAACCACCAUUCUGAGUACAAAAGGUGAGCUAACAGGGGGGUGUCUGCAAAUAUAGAAAUUAUAACAUCUACAUAUGCCAGACUCUGUGUGUGUGUGUGUGUGUGUGUGUGUGUGCGUGUGUGUAUAUCUGUGUGUCAUUGUGUGUAUCUGUGUGUGUGGAUGUGCCAUUGUGUGUAUCUGUGUAUGUCUGGAAGUGUAUGUCUGUGGGUGUCAGUGUAUGUGAAUGUGCCAGUGUGUAUAUGUGAGUGUCAGUGUGUGUAUCAGCAUGUCAAUGUGUGUCAUUGUGUGUGUGUGCAACUUUGUAUAUCUGUGUGUGUCAUGGUGUGUGUAUGUGUUGCUGUAUAUCUCUGAUUGUGUAUCUGUGUGUCAGUGUGUGUAUCUAUGUGUCAUUGUGUAUCAGUUUGCCAAGGUGUGUUCAUGUGUCCAGGUGUGUGCAUAUGUUAGUGUGUUUGUAUGUGUGUAUCUAUGUGUUAAUGUGUAUGUAUAUUUGUGUAAGUAUGUAUGUGCAUACACCCCAGCAAUCUACCACAAUAUGCAAAAACACCCCCACAUAUACAAACAUUACAUACAAACACAUGCCUUCAUUCAAACACUAAUACUACACACAAAUGUACAUCCACAUUUAAAAAACAACACUAGAACCAAACACAGCCCUGCAUGCAAAUGCAAACAUUACAUACAAGCACAUCCCUGUAAUAAAAUGCUUAAAUUAUAUACAAAUACUAACUCUGCACACUCUGCAUAUAAAAGCAGGUGGGGAUCUAUUUUUUUGCCACUCUUGCGCUAGAGUUUGGGCCCAAAAAUUUUCUUGCCCCUGGGCCCUCGACCCCACUGGGGUGGAGGGGGUGAUUGCAUGCCAGGGAGUCGAGACAGGGGUGGACAGAGAUGAUGGGGCCCAAGCAAAUGCUUCCCCAUGUCCAAUCAAUAUUAAAGACAGCCCUGUUUAGCUCAGUUGCGUUAAACCCAAGAAGCAGCAAUUGCCCAGAGCCCCUGCCUUGCAAAAACUAAUCAUUGAACUGCAUUUGAGCUCUGUGAUUGGACAGUCACAGAAAGUCUGGGCGGGGUUCGAAGGGGAGGGCUUUCAAAGGUUGCAGACAAGACAUUUGCACCCUCUCUUUUUCCUGAUUACCUUGAGGAAAGCACAAGGCGCCAUAGCUGUCUCCUCCUCAUCUGGACGAUGGAAUCGGAACUUAUAUCUCUGCUCCCACUGGAACACUGUUAACGACAACUAACGGGGCAUGGUGGAGAAAGAUGUGGUACGUGGACAAAUCCAUCGGUUUUCACAUGGUAUCACAAGGGACAUCAAACCUCUCCAGCUCCACGCCAAUGAAGCAUCUAGGGGUGGAGGAGCUGUUUCAGCACUGAUGCAAAGACAGGUGCCACAAUUGUACAGAAAUGGUGCCCACCAUUAUGACCCCACAGGAGCUAACACAUAUAAUGACAAAUACUAUGUGUAAAGCACAGGCAAACAAGACUUUUAAAUAAAAAAAAAAUCAUAAACAUAAACUCCACCAAAUGGAAACAGACAGAAAACCCAACAUACAUAAAUUAGAAAUUACUCUAUUUUUUGUACCUCCAAUCAGGAGAAUUAAAACCAGAUAACACCACGCCUCAGCCAUGCUUUUAUAUGCACAACUAUGGAGAACAAAAACACACUGUGGGGCACCUACGGAGAAACAUGGUAUUACCAUUUAUAUAACACUGCUAGGCUUUACUGCUUCCACUGGAAGGCUAUUCCAGGUAUCUACUACCAUUUCGAUAUCACUGUUAGCCUUACUGCAUCCACUGGAAGGCUAUUCCAUGUAUCUACUACAAUUUCUAUAACACUGCUAGCCUUUACUGCUUCCACUGGAAGGCUAUUCCAUGUAUCUACUACAAUUUCUAUAACACUGCUAGCCUUUACUGCUUCCACUGGAAGGCUAUUCCAGGUAUCUACUACCAUUUCUAUAUCACUGUUAGCCUUACUGCAUCCACUGAAAGGCUAUUCCAUGUAUCUACUACAAUUUCUAUAACACUGCUAGCCUUUACUGCUUCCACUGGAAGGCUAUUCCAGGUAUCUACUACCAUUUCUAUUUCACUGUUAGCCGUUACUGCUUCCACUGGAAGGCUAUUCCAUGUAUCUACUACAAUUUCUAUAACACUGCUAGCCUUUACUGCUUCCACUGGAAGGCUAUUCCAGGUAUCUACUACCAUUUCUAUAUCACUGUUAGCCUUACUGCAUCCACUGAAAGGCUAUUCCAUGUAUCUACUACAAUUUCUAUAACACUGCUAGCCUUUACUGCUUCCACUGGAAGGCUAUUCCAGGUAUCUACUACCAUUUCUAUUUCACUGUUAGCCGUUACUGCUUCCACUGGAAGGCUAUUCCAUGUAUCUACUACAAUUUCUAUAACACUGCUAGCCUUUACUGCUUCCACUGGAAGGCUAUUCCAGGUAUCUACUACCAUUUCUAUAUCACUGUUAGCCUUUACUGCUUCCACUGGAAGGCUAUUCCAGGUAUCUACUACCAUUUCGAUAUCACUGUUAGCCUUUACUGCUUCCACUGGAUCUUCUACCCUUGAAAUACAGUAGAAUAUUCUCAUAUUAGCCUCUCUUUUUCCUCUUCCUCCUUUUCGUUCUAGUUAAACACAGCAUCACUCAGUAUCCCUCUGAUGUUCCAUACCAUUCACCAUUGUGAUCAAUGUGGAAGCUGGAGUGUUAAGUCUGCACAGAUGAACAGCACCUGUGAUAACAGACACGUAUAACAUUCCUCGUCUGGGUUAGAUAUUCACAGCUAGUAGGGAGAGCCUCAGGGAAACACAAAGCAAUGUCAGCACGAGCCGCGCGAUUUCUUGCAAUCCACCUCCUGUCGACUCCAAGUCCUAUCAGCCACAGACAUAUACUUCAGCCAUAAAUGUUCGCUGUGGAAUUUUACUUUUUCAAAAAUAUAUUACCGGAAAAUAAAACAGCCAGAAAAGUUCCCAGCAACGAAAAAAUGCCUAAUUAAAUCCAUGCAUGUUUUCAUUUGUGGUACAUCUACUAAACAGUGCUUUUUAGUAUCAUUAUUAUUUUAAUUAUUUAAAUUAAUUAGUUAUUAUUAUUAUUAUUUUUUGUUUUGUUUAUUUGGGUUGAACACCAGUCUAGGUUUUGCCAAUGAAAUGGGAUCGAGGCCAUUAUUAAUCAGUUUUGGGAAUAUGUUUUUCAUACUCACACAAAAAAAGUGUAUACGAGAAUGAAGACCUCAAUUCUAAAAUCCAACUUGUUUGAUGAGGUUCUUACCAAUCAGUGUGACCAUAUCAUAAGUGUGCAACGUUUCUCUACGAUAGAGCAAAUACUGACUGAAAUUGCUGUCUGCUGGUUGAAAACACUGGUAAUUUGAAAUAAUCCCACAAUGUGUGUAGCGUGCUUUCUGUGGGCUUUAGAAUUAACUUGUUUUCUACCCAACCAAUUUCAUGAAGUUGGUAUUGUGUUGCCCGGUGAUAAUGAAAUAGGGAUGUGCAUCGGCAAAAACUUUGGUUUGGUUUGGCACUUCUGAAAUUCGGAACUUCAGCAGUUCUGAAAUUCAGGACUUCGGCAAUUCGGGGCUCCGGCACUUCAGUUCAGCACUUCCGAUAUUCAGGACUUCGUAAAUUCGGCACUUCGGUUCGGCACUUCUGAAAUUCGAGAAUUCGGCAAUUCGGAAAUUCGGCAUUUCGGCAAUUCAGAAGCAUCCUAAUGUCCGAAUUGCCAACAUUCGCCCGAAUUUUAAUUUGCACCGAAACAAAUUGCACGUCUAAAUGAAAUACUUACCUUUCCCUUUCCAACCCGUGGGCAUUCUGGCCAAGCUGGUAGCCAAAACUCGCAAGUUCUAGUAACAGUGUUAUUCACUAAAGUGUCAAUAGUUGACAAUUAAAAGUAAAUCAAAACCAAUCAGGCCAAAAUAGCCAAAGUGAAAACAUUUCUAACUCAGAGAGGUUUCCAAGUUAGCUGUUAGGGCUCACAGCUUGCAAUUCACUUUAUAUUCCUGACAAUUUAAACCUGAUCAGUGUCUCUACCAAACGCAGGAUGACUAAUUAUGAAGCCUUUCUUCCUAUGCAUCGUAAGAGAGCCUACGAGGUUCACUAUUACAGCACGGCAAUGCAGAACACAACUAGGUUUUAGAAGGUAGAACUAGAAGCAACAAGGACAUUUUGCUCUAUUAACAUAUUUCAAUAUGGAAUGUCACCCAGAAUACAACUCUUUUAGAGCCAAUUUUUGGCUAAACCAUGUACACACUCCCAGUGAGCAAAACACUCACACUCAAUACUUUCUCCUUUUAAAAGUAACAAUCUCCAAUGUUUUCUUUUCCCCUCUGGAAAGUCCUUACGCUAUUCGUAUGAAUUUAGAUUCAUAGAAAUUCAUCUUUGAAAGUCCAACCACAAAUAAGUGGGAAACCACAGCCUUGCUGCUCUCUAUCUCUUGGUCCAAGUCUCAGGGCCGGCAAUAUCCAUUCAUUCUAUUUUCCCAUGAGUCACGUUGUUAGAUAGGUGCCAUGUGACGUGGUCAUAUGCUGAGAGUACCCUGCUCUGCACUAAAACAGUUUAGUAAUUUACUCUUUUCUUAGUAGUUGGGACAGAACUAUACCAAAUGUAAUUGUCCCUUGUCAUUCUUUAUUAGAAAGCAAUACAUAACGUUAUUUAUACAUUUGGUUCAACACAUACAGGAGGACAAAUGCCACAUCAGGAAGAAUGUCCUGAUAAAAGAUUUGCGUAACCAAGUCUAGACCAAGGGUAGGCAACCACCGGGCCGGCACUCCAGAUGUUGUGGACUACAUGUUCCAUAAUACUUUUUUUAGCCAUAAUUAUGGCAAAGCAUCAGGUGAGAUGUAGUCCUCAACAUCUGUAGUGCCGGAGGUUACCUACGCGUGGUCUACAAGAAAACCAUAGUAUAUGAUUUUAACAGAAUCGUGAACCCAUUUUCUUUUUUAAAUUUAGAGAUGAGUGAAGAAAAUAAUCAGUGUAAGCUUUAUACAAUAAUUCUAGAAGUGAUAUCUCUAUGGUACUUACCUUUCACCGCCUACUAACAGCACUUGUUUAGUGAAGGAAUCUAAGAAGGCAGGAACAUUUGCUGUGUCUCCUUCUGCAUAUUUGCUGAUAAAUGUAAGGGGCCUCCAAAAUUCUCAUACUUUUUCAGCAAUUGAACCCACAGGUAUAUAUAACUCCUUUUUAUAGGGAAAGCGGCAGUGUAUGGUCUACAGAUUUGAUACCUAAGGGAACGCUGAAGCGUUAGGAAUAUAAACCUGUAUUACUAAUGCUGUAGUGCUCUUAUCCCUAGUGGUAUUAAAGGGACACUAGUAACCGGAAUAACAAAAGAUUAUUAUCUAUUUGUUCUGGUGAGUAUAGUCUGUUCCUGCAGGUUUUUUUUAAUGCAAACACAGAGAAAAGGCAGUGUUUACAUUACAGCCUAGGGACACCUCCACUGGCCACUCCUCAGACGGCCACUAGAGGUACUUCCUUGGUCAGUGCAGGUCAGUACUUUGUCAGUGCAGUGGAAGCAACCCUAGUGACCGUCAGUGUAACAAUUUUAAGGGAAUAAUCCCCUAACUAGACUCUCUAUCUCCAGAUAUUAUGGGGAUAUGAAAGCACUAUAUAAAUAUAUACAGGGUUAGUACAAACCAUUAUGUGCCAACAUGUUCAUCAACGGGCAUAUACAACUGACAAGAGGCCAUCCAUUGAGAGUGGAAUAAAGGAGAUUUUGCUUACUGCAGAGGAAAGGGUUCUAUACAAAACUAUAUAACUGUGGAAUUCUCUACCCAAAAAGGUUGUCUGAUCAAGUUCUCUAGGUAUAUUUAAAAAAAGGCCUGGAUGAUUUUAUAUUUUAGAAAAUCAAAAUAUUCAAGGAUUGUUGAUCCAAGGAGAAAUCGGACUGCUAUGAUGAAGUCAAGAAGGAUUUCCCCCCUUUUUGUGGUGUAAUUGGCCAUUACUCCAAAUUGUUUUAUUUAUUUUUUUGCCUUCUUUAAGAGCGACAGCAUAAAUAGAUGUGUUUUAAAAGGUUGAACUCUAAAAACUUGCACCUUUAUUCAACUUAGAUUACUAUGUAAUAUGGGCCUUCUCUCAAUUCUGGGGCAAAGUGCUAAAAGUGGUGCCAUAGUCAAUAACAUUCCCAUGUUCCCUUGUUCCCAUGGUGGCUGUUACACUUUUAGAAUUUCUACGUAUUAAGAAACCACUAUGGGAUCCCACAAUAGUACCCAAUUCACUUUGCAACUUAAAUGGAAAGAGCAUCGCAGCCUGUGGCUUUAUUCAAUAUCCAUUGUCCUACUGCUCAAACUGCCUCGAGGGAUCAAUAGCUGGCCAUUUGAAUCCCUUUGUGUAUACUUGUAGGGUGUUAUAAAUGAGUGUUUUAUGAGGAAGUACUAUAGAGUUUAUGUGCUAAAAAGGGGAUGCAAACAAACUUUCCCUAAGGUUUAUUUAUUUAUUUUUAACAUUAAAUACAUUGAGGAUAGGACAACUUGGUUUAACCCUCUGCCAUGUGCCUUCUGAUUAGACUAUUGGCUUCUGGAACACUCAUCUUCUCUGUGCUCUGUAGAUCAUCCAAAAUUAAGAAGGGAGAAGAGGCAACCACUCAGUGGAAACACAUGAUGCUCAGUCGGAGGAAGUCUGAGCAAAAGUCAUUUUAAAACUCACACAAUUAUUCAUUAAAGUGUGCGUUGUCAGGAAUUCAAACUGAAUUUCACCUCUUAGGAAAAAAUGGCCAAAGUGAAUAUAUAGCUGAUUUGGAGAAUGUUUACAAUUAGGCUAUAUUGGCCGUAAAUUCUAAAUUGACUUUGAAUCUGUACUCCUAAUUUGCUCGUGCAUUAAGUACAUAAAGCUUCUUCUUUGUAUGCAAAGUAUUUUCCUGAGAAUAAAUUAUAUUUAUAAGAAAUAGCCGUUCACAUAGUUUCUUUGAAUUUUUGAGAUUGUGUAGUAAACAUAUGCUCUAUAAAUUUCACGUACCAUAAUUACCACAUAGUAGUUCUGGUGUCAGGAGGGCCCUCGCAGUCUACCAAGGUAAGUAGGUCAACAGUUUGACAACUUACCAAGCUUCUUUUUCUCAGCUGACCUCUCAGUUAAUAAGCCGACGCUGUACGGCAGGGCUCAGCGUAUUAGAGCUGAAGAAGCUCCUUGGCAGACCCCCGGAAAGUUGUCAAACCAUUAGCAUGCUGGGAGGGCGCCAGGGCAUUCUUGACACCAUAAACAACAACAACAAGCUAAAGCGUGUUCCUUUAACCAUUUUAGUAAAAUAUUAGUCAACUAAAAUUUUUGAGAUUUAGCCGACUAAAACUAAAAAUAUUCAGAUGACUAAAAUAUGACUAAAACUAAAAUGGCUUUUUAGUCAAAUUUAACAUUGCACAGAAGGGCUAUAGAAGGGGCAAAAGAGACAGACCAGGGUUUGAGAGAGACACCUCGAGCUGCUGGGAGGACACAAAGAGACACAGAGCGGCUGGGGAAGGGGCAAAAGUUACAGAUAGAGGCUUUAGUUAAACCCAUUAGAUUUUAGUCGUGUUGACUAAAAUCUACCAGAGACUUAGUUGACUAAAACUAAAACAAUUCAGAUGACUAAAAUACGACUAAAAUUAAAUGGCUUUUUAGAAAAAAGACUAUGACUAAAAAUAAAUUAAAAUUUGCCGACAAAAUUAACACUGUUCGAGACAAACAAAUGGCAACUCAAUCCCCUUAAUGUGUUUGAUCUAACUCCCUUGAUACAAAUUAGGGGAAUUGCAACCUUUACCCAAGGUACCCUAAUGCUACCUGCAAAACCCCCCAUAUCCUAUUUAAAUAUACCUUUGUCCUAAAUUGCCCAACCCUACUUGUACCUUAGUGCCAUUUGUUUUUUUUAUAGCAGCAUUAUAUAUCUGGCACCCAUUUGGCUAAAUGCAGUUUCAAUUGAGUCAGUUUUUUUUCAGGCAAGCAGGAAUGAAUUGACCUGAAUGAAAUUGUCAGAAUUUGCUAAGCGGUGUGAGUAAAGAUGAAUAAGAUAAAGGUAGGUUUGGGCCAGUUUGUUCCCUAUCCUGGAAUAGUGGAGCCAGUACAGAGCACUCUACAAAGCAUAGAUAAAAAGGAUGAGUGGGGCUGGAUCAGUGUGGAUUUGUGGAUUAGUGGCAGAAAAUUAAGAAAUUGAAAAAUUAGCUCAAAUCUCUGUUUAUUAUUGCGUCCUCUUAUGUUAUGUUUAAGGCUCUGUCCCGCACACUUAAAGAUUUGCAUAAUCUUAAUGAGUUUAAGAGGAUCACCUUUUACCCUGCAGCAAUUUAUAAUAAGGCCAAAAAAACACUGUAGUAUCCUCAUGAUUAAAUGGAAAACCGCAGACUUCUGGGGUUUAUUCACUAAGCUGCGAAAUUUCAGAUAAAAUACUUGAGUUGGGAAAAAAAUAACCAAAAAAUAUAAGGCCCAUAUUGUGCAAUUUGGAUACCACUGCACUACCCGAUCACUGCUUAGUGAAUACUCCUCUUGGUACAUAGUAGUUUUUAGUCCAGACAGCUGGUCUGGGUCGCCCUCACUGGGCCUCUGCCCCUAAAUAAAACAAUGAUCUUAUUAUUUCACAUCACUGGCAAAGGGGGCGGGGGUGUUGGGAACCAGAGACACACAACAAUAUAAAGUAUUUCAUGUACAUUAUUGGAGAGCGUUGCUUUUCCUAUCAUGUUUAUCUUACGAUUAGAGCGGUGUACACAUCUAAUGCUGUGGAUACAUACAGAUCAAGAUGUCUUACUUCAUUGAUAUUUAAUAGUUUACAUGUAGACAACAAAAAUUCCCAUAAAUUUCUCUGCAAGAAAGGAAUGGCUCAUUCCCACGGAGUGUAAGGAAAUGUUAGACCACAUAUAAUUUUAGGGGGCCCACCAGUGCAAGUGCUUAUUUCUCCUUAUACAAUAGAUUAACUUGUCUUCUGUUUUCAGGAAUAGAACCCAAUUCAAUGUCCUCUGACGUUAUAAGUCAACGUAUCGAUUAAAAUAUUCCUAUAAAUUCACUUGUUUAGGAAAGCAUGGUAACUUAAGAGUUAAUUUCUCUCUCUCUAUAAAAUUCUACCCGACUCGUCUAUUACACGCAUCCUUUGCAUACCAUAACAUUUAUAUAUACUUUAUUUUGUUAGUGCACCAAUCAGUCUUCCCUUAUGCUGCACUUUAACCUCUCGUAUAAUUAGAGCUCUCUUCGUUUAGACUGUAUGUUCAUUUGAUCAGGAAUCUCAUAACUGCCUUUUACAUAUACCAUGCUUAUCUUAGUUUAUUCAUUGUAGAGCGCUGCGGAAUGCGUUGGAGUUUAAAAAAAUAUAUAAUUUAGAAAGUUACUGCAGGUUCUUUAGAAAAACACACAUUGUGUGACAUUACGCAUAUGUAAACGGUAAACUCCUUUGUAUUUUCUCAUGUUUAGCCCACUCUUCAAUCACCUUUGGAUAUCUUACACUAUAUAAUAACUUGGUUUAUAGUUGUGAUUGUGCUAUAAUAACUCAGGGAAUUGUCUGGUUCCUGCACUGAUGACAAUCCCUAUUCUUUAUAAUCAGACUGAUUAUGGCAAGUUGAGUCUCACUUUAUGAAAUAUUUGUACGUCAUCUGUCUUUAUUGCCUCCACUCUGCUCAGGGGAGGGCCGGCAGGGGCGCAUUUGCUUCCAGCGCCACUAGCCUAGAGAGUAGGCUGCUGCCUCACAGCACAGUACUAAAUACAUUUGGUAAUUAUAUUAUUAUUAUAAUCUAGAAAUCGCCAACAAACUCUGUAGCGCUGUACAAUAGAGUCUUUGUUUUUUUCAUUUAUCGUAGUGUUAAUAUUACAAUUAAUAUAAAAUGAAGCGAGGGAGUGGAGCUUGCUGAGACAGUGUGCUGAUUUAACCUUUAAUUGGGCUAGUUGUUUGCAGCCCUCCACUGACUCUGCUACAUUCUAUCUCUUAUAUCUUAGCUCUUUUUUAGCCCAAGUCCUUUGUCAAAACAGUGUCAUUGUUGGUACUUACAGAAGUAUUGAAUUAUGGGAUUGGAAGUCCUGUUUACAGUCAUCUGCAAAGUAAUUUAUCCCUAAUCUCAUUCAGUAAACCAUGAUGAAUAUUGUGGAUUGUUGUAACAUUCCAAACUGUGAUAGUAAAUAAACAUAUGAGAUAAGCAUAGGGGUAUCAAGAAAUAAAGACAGUAGGGCCAGGAUUCUAGAACCUGUAAAAAUGUGCACACAGUGUGGGUCAAGCAGUCCUUAUCUCACCAGGGGCUAAACUGUUCUUAUCUCUAUAUGGGCCCAGAAGGUCCUAUCUCUAUAGGAGUCACGAUGCUUUAAUCUACCAUCAGACUGUCUCUAUCAGUGUCCCCCAGACUCACUUCAUAGUUAACCCCAAUGCACCAAUACAGGCUGUAGGCUUACAGCUAUAUCUGUUGCUCUCACAGCUGUGACAACCAGAGACGUGUAACAUCUGGCACAGCAGCUGCUCUGAUGAACAAUCAGCAUUCUCGUCCAAUCUGGCUGAGGAUGAUAGCAGCUGCAGGUCACUGGAUUUACAGAUGUUUCAAAGGCUGGCUUAGAGUGAUGGGAAAAUAAUAGGUGAUGUUCCAAGGUUUAUGGGAUAAUAAAAGAACACGUACCAAGGCAACUGCUGCAACAGUUCAAUACAUUCCUGUGUACUGAGUGUGAUGGGAGUUGUAGUGGGGAACAGGUGUUGUGAAAGAGCUGUUUAUUUAUUUCUGUAAUCCCUGCUGAUAACUGUUUAUUUUAUCUGCUAACUGGAAGAUGAGCUGUGGGUUGUGUGGGUGUGGAGGGUGUGAUGUGAUCUGAAAUGGGUCACCCUGGCUGUGUGGGUGGGUGUUUGUGAUUACCAUGGCAACAGGCCCUUUAAAUCGUAAUAGUUCCAAAAGUCAAAUUCCAGCAUUAUGUCACCCAAAGAGAAAUGAGUAAACUACUUGUGAUUUCCUACCCUGAUUCCUGCUAUCUUAUUUAUAGAAAGAAACCUAUCCAUUCUGUGUCAGAGUCUGUGACACACCCAGCAUCCCAGCCUAGAGGGGCGUCACUCCUGGUCUCACUUGUAGCCUCUAACCUCAAAUAACUCAGUUUGGGCACUGGGGAUAUACACACUCACAGCCUGGAUCUGCUGCUGCCUUGGCUUUCUAUAACCAGAACUCUGGUGGAGACUCAAUUACUCACCUUGGAAGCUUGCACUAAGUAAGUCUUUAAUAGAAUAUUUUAUCUUCACCAUCUCAUCUUCAAGAUAAUUUGCUUUCUGAUCUAACAGAUCUGGGGGAAAGGGGGAGAGGAGGGGGGAUUGAAGAAUUUUAUUUUAUUUUAUUUAUUUUUUGUAACAAAAAAAUGCAACUUUUCCAAAUUGAUCCAGUAAAUAUUUACAUUGUGUCUGUGCUAGUUCUAACGUGUCUGUUGUUACAUGUAACACAAGAGAUAUUGCAGAACACACAUUGGCCCAUUGAAUGCUCCUGCAUGUCUAAAAUACAGAAUAUCUUAAUCCAUUCUCAUCUACCCACCUUUUAGCCACAUUUCCAUUUUGUUUAUUUUUUAUUCUGUUUACAUUGUGCAGAGAGAAUAUUUUAUUAUGAGUAUAGUGAAUAGCUAAAAUUAUAUAUAUUUAAAAAUAAACAAAAAAAUCUCUGAAAAAAAAUGUAAACUAUGAUGUAAGGUGGGUUGUUUGUGGUAUGUGUACUGCAGAUAACGGUAGGUACACACCCAUCGCAUUAUGGCUUUAUAGCCUCUGUGAACUAUUAUAGCUCUGCAGUAAGCAGUAAUUCUAUUUCAACAUGAUUCAUUAUAUUUUAAUUCGUGUUUUGACAUGCUAUAUGUUAUCUAAUAUUUCUGUUUCGAAAAUAUGUAUUGCAUGUUAGAUUAAUGGAUUUUUACCGAUAUAUAAACUGCCUAGAAUCCCCCUCCCCUCCCUUCCCCCCUCUGAAAAUUAAUUUUGCAUUUAACCUACUUGGCUACAUUGAAAAAAUGUCUAGGGUUUAUCUAACCAGAUUCCUGGGAAUAUUUAUACAGAGGUUAUGAUUUUUGUAUUAUGUCUAACCACAGGACAGACAGCACACACAGCCUGUGAUUUACAAAGUUGGGAAUGAUGCAAUUUGUGUACAGUCUGUACCCCUUGCUACAUUACACGAGAUCCGAGGAAGAUCCCUUUAGUUUAGAUACAUAGAAGGUUUUACAAAAUAAAUCGUUAUAAAUGGGGAAUAAUAUUAAAUAAUGCUUGCAGAAUUACUUGGGAAGGUUAUCAAGACUUAUUCUCUUAAUAGAUCUUCACUAAUGUUGUUGCUUUAUGGCCUUGCAGAAUUACUGUCUAUAUACCCCAAAUUCCCCCCCAUCCCCCCCUUUAAGUUUUUUUUUUCUUGUGAUCUUAGUGUCCAAUUUCAGACAGACUGCACCCUUUCAGGAACCCAGACACAGCCCUAGUGGUUUCCAUAGACCCAGCUUAAUUCUUACAUUCUUAUCAAUCCCAUAUGUGAUUCUUCAAAAUAAAUAAAGUUCAGAAAGUAGUAGGAUUUCAGCAGAUGGGAGCUCCUGUGGUGGAUAUUCUGGGUGUGUUAAGGGGGGAGGUGAAUUAUUAUUAUUAUUAUUAUUUUUUUGCUUUUGAAAAAAAGUCCCAUUUAUAUAUUCUGUAAGGUUAUCCCAGUAACGUGUGGUGGAAGAGGCCAGGUAGGCAUUUUGCCAAAGGGAAAAAAAGUGUGACUAACCCAUUGAGUGCCACUAAGGAUAACAUGUAUGUUAGAUAGAACACCAUCACCCUUGUGUCUCAGAAAAAUAUUGAUGCUUAAGGGGAACACAGACAUUUUAAGGGGAUAGAUCUACACCAGCCUAAACUGUAAGGUUGUGCUAAUUCAUUCAACUCCAAAACUGAAGAGAAAAAAAAUAAAUAAAAUAAUAAAUUUAGCAGAAACAUAACACAAGUUUAAUCAGACUAGUGUUAAAACAAAUUGUAAAUGAAUAACAAACAAAAAAAUAAUCAGAUCAAGAUAAGAAAUAGAGAGGGUGUAGAUUGCAGCAUAUCUGCCUCUUAAAGGGUUAAAGAAAAUGAAAUCCAUUCUUAUUAAAUAAAAAAAUAAACACGUUCCAACUCCUAUAGCCUGAUGGCCAGGCUCCCCCUACCGUCCAAUGAAAGUUGAUCAUGUGCUGACACACCCUUGUCUGAAUCUAGUCUAACAGUCCCAAGCCUCUACUUUACUCUGGAAGUUCUGCUUGGAGGAAUAAGGUCUAGAAAAGGGGACAUAUUGUAUUAAAAGUGGGAUUUAUUUAUUUUUUAUCCUCUUUAGGAAUCCUCAAAGACUUGAUUGAAGAUGCUUGUAUUACUCCUUGGAAUCAUUAUUCUGCACAUUGCAGUCCUGGUCCUGUUGUUUGUAUCUACUAUAGUUAGUGUAAGUAUAAUGUUUGUAAAUAAACUGCUAGAACACUCAGUGUAUCUGUAAACCAUAGCAACUAUAUCACUUUGUAUAUGUUUACUUUAGAGCUUGUUGCAUUUUUCUUUUAAUAUUAUUUCUGCUCUGUGGAUUUAUUAAUUGUUCAUGGCGACAUGAGUACUGCAGUUUUUAGACCAAAUUAGAAAUUAUGUCUGUUAAAUUUUCUAUUUUGGAUAUUUCGCCUAAAAACUUGGGAUUCCUUUGUUAAUUUUCUGUAGUUGAUAAUCCAUAACGUGUGUCUAGAUUAGAUUAUUUCAUUAACAGCUGGAAAGGUUAGAAUAAGAGAGAGAGAGAGUGUUUGUUUUUGUGUGUGUGUGUGUGUGGUUGUGUGUCUGUGUGUGUGUGUGUUUGUGUGAGCUGUCAUGAAGUAAUAUUAUACAUUUAUGGUUUUUAGGUUUUAAGGAAAUUCAGGAAUGAUUAGAGUUCUGUAACUAGAAAGAUGAUGGCUCACUUGGUUAAUGUACCAGUUGUGACCUCAACAUCCUAGCAUUCCUAGGUCAAUAACUUGCAUAGCAUUGUGUAAGAAAUAUCUCAGAGCUUCCUUUGUGAAAUACAAACUUUGAUUAUGUUUACAAUGCUAGCUAUAGUGUUUAAGCUUUUGAUACAUUCUGGCCUUUUUCAUGCUUUUUUACCUGUAGAACAAAAAUGUACGUGUCUGGUUUUGUCGUUUUGUCUUUUGUCACAAGUGACAAAUAUAUUAUUUAUAACUAUGUAUAAGCAAAGAAAAAAAAAAAACAGUUCAUAAUUUUUUUCUACAUAACCGUAGUUCAGUAACUGGUCGUAAAUAAUUUAUACGGCGCAGUCAUGUUAAUGUAUUUUCCAGAUGAACGUUUAAACAGAAUCACAUUGUGCUGUGAGGUGUCGGUUGAACAUAUGGCUAAACUUAGUUUUUCUCAAGGAAAAAAAAAGGCCAGAGUGCGUUUUCAGUUGAUACUUUGGAAGGGAGAAAAUAGAGGGGCAUAGGCUACAUCUGUGAAUGGGUUUAUCAUAGGUUUGCAAGCUUUGAACACUCCCAAAAUCCAUGCAACCUCUGGGAGAGGAGACAGUGGGCACUAUAAUGUUUUUACCAUGCAGAGGGCUGGGGCGGGGGAGAAUACUCCCUGUUAACCCCUUUGCACCUGCAACAAAUGGCUUCACUUGUAUUUGAGAAUGAGAGUGAUCUCGGUCAUAUCCUGUUGAUUCUACAUGUAGAAUAAAACCCACAUUGAUUGAUGUUGUGAAAUGAGCCAGGAUAGUUUUUAAUUAAAGAGCUGCUUAUUGAGGCCUACUGGCUAAAGUAAAUUUGGUGUGGGCGGCAAAAAAAAACAGACUUAGCCAAUGUCUGCUCUGCAGUUAAAUUAAUUUGUGUGUGUAUAAAUGCUGGGGAUGUUAGUGUUAACACAGUCCAGUUGAAAUGUUUGUUUGUUGACGUGCACCGAAUGACGUUUUGUGAAUACCGAACGCAUCUGUCAUCAGGUUGCCCAUUGCCAAGUGUGUGCUUUUUGUACAUAUACAGCCCAAAAUGUACAAAGGAUAUACAGAGUGAUAAAGUACCUGGAGUGUCAACGUAAGCCUAGUCUUGUUCUUGGUGUAGACUUGAUGAACACCCUAGGUGUUCAUAUUUACUCCAUAGUAUUAAAGGAAAGAUUUCCUAUUGCAUCUUUCUCUGACGUGUAAUUGUCAGUGGAAGCCAUCUGAUAAUGAGGAAUAAUGUGUUCCUGCUUGGUAGAUCUUAGGGUGGGGCAGUCUAAGGGCACCUUCCGCCUGUUACAGUUGGCAGUGCCAUAUGGCAUUGUGCUCGUGCCCUCUUGGGUAGCUUAAAGGUCAAUGAACAUACAAUAGAAAAGGAUGGGUUAUUCGUAACCUUAUACAUUUGCCAGGUAUGCAACAUUCUGCCCACCAUCUCUGCAAGUCCACCCUCACAUAGGAAAUUUGAGUUAUUUGCUAGUCAUGAUACCUUAAAACAGAGACACCAUACAAUAUUUUGGUAGCCCACAUAAAAGCAUGGUACUUGGGUAUUGUUAUUAGACUGCUGGGAUUUCAGUCAUACCUAGUCCGGCUGUGUACUGCAGCAUGAAAGGGCCUCUCGUUUGUUGUGUUCUCCUAACUCUUUGGACUUUCUUCUUCCUUUACCAGAGCUGGUUGGUGGGCAACAACUACUCAGCGGACCUUUGGCAGAACUGCAGUGUGACAGCGACUAGCACCUGGCAGUGUCUGUCAGCCUCCAACAAUGGUGAGUGAUCAGUGAUGGGGCUGGCUGACUAUCCCAACAUUUCCAGUUAAGGUGUUGGGUUCCAUUGCAAGUGGUCCCAUAGCGAUAGAGGUUGAGGAAAGAAUCAAGUCAAGUGCAUCAAAUACAUUGUUUCACACAUCCCUGCAUCUGCUGUUGAUCCAGAAGAAGGAAGUUAGUUUGAAAAUAAAAGACACAAGAAAAAUAAAGUUCGACCUUUAUAAUUAGCCUUGUUUGUUGAUCCAGAAAAAGCAGUAAACUAUUUUAACACCAACCAAACCUCUAGGUCUCGAAGGAAUAAAAUACAUCUUCGAGACUCCCAUGGUAAUGGGAUCAUUUGUGUGUUUGUGUGUUUAGUCCCAGCCUCCUUUGGCACCUUGGUGUGUAAGGAUUCAGCAACGGUUGCCCAUAAUGUCAGUUCUUUGACACAAGAGUAAGGGCAUGCACCACAAGAAUGUCCUCUUGGGAGCCGGUGAACAGUUAAGCACUCUGGAGUUUAUUUCAACUGCCUGCCCUUUCAGAUUCAUAAACAUAACUUGGAUAAAUAUAGAGUUAUAGUGCAGUUACUUUCAGCUUGGCUCUCGUGUUUCAGAGGCCUGAAGAUCCCUUUAUCACAUCUGGUUUCUGGGUGGUAAUGUAUCAUGGCAGCUCCUUGUGUCCAAGCUCCCCCUUGUGGUGAAACAGUGUACCUGCAGCUCAAUUAAACUCGAAUUGACAGAGAUACACUUGUCAUUCAACUGUAGGCGCUAAUAAUGUGAUAAAAAAAAAUCUUAGAAGAAAAUAGUAUAUAAUAUAUUUUAGCUGUCUAAUUUUUGCUACAUGAGGAUUUUAAAAAUUAGAUGACGUAGAGAUCCUGAAAGAUAUCAACUUGUAGGAUCCUCUCUUAUACAAAUUCCGCACAAUGAGUCCUGUUGAAAGAUACCAUGCCAAGCCAAGGAAGCUCCCAAAUGUUUAAUUAUACCCACGAUAUCGGAGUUUCACUAAACUGUGAGCUCAGAAAUGUUCACUGUUAAAAUGUAGAACUCACGCCAGAGUAACAAGGGUUUGAAAUAAAUUCAAAUUUGCACAAUCUGUUCAGCUUGUCAUACUGUUCAGUUAAUAAUCAUUGGGCUCUUAUACCCAUCGGUGACUUUUAUAAUUGAAGAAUGAGUACAAGCACCUUCCGUAGGAAAAUGUAUAGACAAGUCAAUUUCAAAACGUCACCUUGUUACUGACCCCAGGUGUUAGGAAGUCACCCCUUCCCAGUGCUGAUGGGCCAUUAAUCAGUUUAGAAUCAGUGUAUUUAUUAGGAGUAAUAUGGCAACAAUGAAAUCUACAGGGCUUGCAACAUAUCGCUAGGUGUCUGGUGGCUGUACAUGAGAUCCAUAGGGAGGCAGUAGUGAGAUCCUCUGUGUUCUAUGUCUCAGCUUUCCAAAACUAAAAAGUAUCAACCAGUUCACGCAUCCUUAUACCCUCCGAUACACUAUCGCUGCUUCUCAUUUUAACAUGAUAAAUUAGGAUUUUAGUGUUAUUGAGGGGCUGGCUUGACAGGUGUAGAGGGACACCUCUCAAAGUAAAGAGAGAUCAAAAUCUCUCUUUACUUUGUCGAUUUUAUUUUUCUAAUUUAGAAUGUCUUGUGUGUUUUAAUGCAUUAGACUUCUAAGUAAGAAUGACACUGUGUGUUUAAAAUUGUAGUUUAGAAAAAGCAAACAUACUGAAAACAGUUGGUUCUGGGGUCACAAUAAAGAUACUGAAUAGUUCCGCCUAUUGGUCUCACCUCCAGACAUAACCUUUAAAACACACUUGUUUCCGUUUGGUAAUUUAAACGUUGUGAGAUUUAGUGGGGCCUGUAAAUCCAGUCAUGCCAUGGGCAGGCACAAAUACUGCUAUGCAUUGAAUUGUGGGAAUGCAUCCCAUGUAUUGACACAGAAGAUGUUAAAGCCUUUUGCCAAGCCAACAGGGUAUAGUUAUCUCCCUAUCUAUAUACCUUUUGGUCACAGUAUCGUUUGCCAAAAUGUUUUAGCUUGUGAACACAGUUUAGUUUGUUCAACUUUUAAAUGUAAAUUGAAGUUAUGUGGCAAUGGUAGCUCCCUUAAAAUUAAAAAGACACUAUAGUCAUCAGAACAUGACUAUAUCAGCUUAUUAGUAGAGGUGGUUCUGGUGAGUAUAGUCAGUGCCUGCAGCCUUUUUGCAGUAAACAUUGCAUUUUCUGGGAAAAGGCUGUGUUUCAUUGGAGCCUAUGAAACCCCUCUAGUGGCCACUUCUCAGAUGGGAAAGCAUUGGAUUAACUGAGAUGAUCAAUUCUGAUGAUGUCAGCCAAGGCGGCGGGGCCAGCGCCUGCAGACCUGCAAAGUGCUAGAAAUAAGGCGUUUGUGUUCCUGACCCUAUACUGUUCUUUUAAGGGUGUUGAAAAUCAGCUAUGGCCUUGAGGAGGAUUAUGGGAAUUGUAGUCCAGUAUUAUCUGCAGUUUGGCACUCCUUCUCUAAAUGUCCACCCCAAGUUUCAGUGAAUAUUCUCUUCCUAGGCGAGAAUUGAAUUCUUGGUAGUUCUCGAACAAACACUUCUUGGUAGUUCUUGAACAAACACUACCCUAAGCUCUGUGAAGUAUAUUUUACAAAGACCUGUAAUUGUAUAAAAGAAAUAUUUAAAUAAUAGCACACUGAGAUAAUGAAUAACUGUGAGUGUAUCGUCCAAGCCUCCAAAGGGUUAUUUUAAGCUGUAUACAGCCAGCAGACAAGAGAAUGAGAGAUAUGUUUGCACUCUUUAUUUGCGUUGCCCUCAUACCUUAGGCCAGGCCAUCACUAAGGUCCGCACCCUGUCUAAGGGGUGGGAGGGGCUUUAAACUAGGAAGACAAAAAAUACAAAGUGAAUAAUUGAGAAUGCUGACUGAUGUGUCUGGGGAACGUUCUUUGGACUCAAAUGAUCUUAUGAGUGAGCCACAAGAUGAUAGGAAGCUACAUUGACUUGACUUGUGCUAGCUACUGGGUACAUGGGUAUUACUGGAAUUGUCAUGCUCAGAAUCAAUUGACUCAAGGAUUUGGUGAUGGUACGCACUUCUGUAGCUCCCUGAGUGCCAAGCUGGUCAGAAACCAAAUAUAAAAAUUUUGGCAUGUUCACAGAUCAUCCACAACCCUGAAAAAUCUCAUAAGCCAAACGAUUACCUAAAAUUGUAGGCUUCAAAAUGAAGAAAGAAAAAAAAAAAAAUUCUGUUAGUAUAUUCAUAAAAGGUCUUUUACAAUUUAUAGUUGCAAAGUUAUUUAAUGUGACCCUGGAACACCCAUUCUCUUAAUAGAUACCAAGAUAAUAAGUACAGACCAAUGCCAGGAACUCUCAGACAGCCAGUAUAAUGGAAAAAUGAGGCCCCAGCAAUUAGCUAGAUGCUCAGAUACUAAAUAAUUCAAGGGUUGUGUUUCUAUUACACAGGGAUUUUCUGAGUAUUCUGCCAAUGAGAUUAUUAACAAGGCAGUUAUAGAAUAAAAGCAUUGCAGAAGGGAUUUGAAUAGUUGAUCGGCAGUUAGGGAGAGGGUGUACAUGGGAUAUUUAGUUUUUAUUUUAUUAUUUUUUUACCCAAGAAACAAAAUGCAUGUGUAUUAUGAUAUCAAAAAUAUUAAAAAAAAAAAAAAAAAAAACACUUGCCAGAAGCAAAGAAAAUUGUCAACUUCAAAUUUUCUCUGCACUUAUAUCUAUUAGUUUAGAAAGAGGAGAGUACAGAGUUCACAGAUUUAUAGAAGGGAUCCUUGGAGAUUCUUACAAACUAAUUUCCUUCCAAGUCCAUCAAAAAUGUAAAAAGGAAAACAAGUGGCAGGUAAUCGAAAUACAAUCCUCUGUAGUCCAUGUCAUUACUCUUGAGAUAUUCAUUCAACGUUCCUUCGAGAACUCAGAUCUGGACGUUCAAAGAGUUGGUCUUCCAAGCAAGUUCCAGUGCGUACAAUAAAUACAUUAAUUGAAACGGUGUACAAUGGACGUAAAAGAACCCAAGAAUCACAUAAUGACCUGAUCAUCACAAUGACCAACACUUUAAACCAUUUUAGUACAAAUCACUGUGGAGAAACAUUCAAACUUUUCCCAUCUUUGCUGAAGGACACUUUACAUCAUCUUCAGUUGGUUGUUGAGAGAGCAGUGCUUAUAGGAGCCAUGAAUGGGAAUAAAAUCAACUGAUACAGUGCUGUGAAUGCGAAUUCCAUACGUUAAAGUCUCCAGACAGUAUUUGCUAUUAGGCUGUGAAGUGUUUCCUCUUAUGUAGACUGAUCAAUAUGUGUCUUUCCUUUUCCAGAGUGGCUCCAGUCAGUCCAGGCCAUGAUGAUCCUGUCUAUUAUCUUCAGCGUUCUGUCUUUGUUCCUGUUCUUCUGCCAGCUCUUCACACUGACAAAAGGUGGAAGGUUCUACCUAACGGGACUCUUUCAGGUGCUUGCUGGUAAGUAGCAUUAUAUCCUUCCUUUGUACCCACCCGCCAGUACAAGUUCUUAAACUGGUUGGGGUAUAAACAGGUGCCAAAGAAAUCUAAAGCGAUGAGUAGAUUGAAAUAUGGUAUUGGCUAGAUCUGAAGAAAACCAGUUGAAUUAGGCAAUAGCUUUAUGUUAGGUAAACAAUGGAGAAAAUAAAGAAUGUGACAUUUUUGUGCAAAGUGCAGAUCAUUGCAUUAAUUAAAUUUUUGGACCCAAGAGUGUCACUGCUGAGUGAGUUAAAGGAACUUGCUAAAGUGCAUUAUGUGUGAGUGAGUGUGCCCUUUUUCAUUUUCUAAAAGUAUGGAUUUCAUUAGAAAUUUGCACUUUUAUAAAUGAGCCGUAUUACACCUACGGGAGUUCUAUCAGGACAGCCGGCCCUGUUACUUUCUGGUAGCUGUAAUACAGCUCAUUAAGAAGUCUGUUCUAGGGAAGAAGGAAAUGGCUUACAGGAGCUGCGGAUACUAGUUCUGCAGCUAUUACUAACCAUGAUUUUAUAUAGCCCCCUAGAAAACCUGCAAAACAAAUUAUAUGCAGAUUUUCUUUGGAGGUAUAUUUGCUAAACAUUUUUUCCUUUAAGAAAAGAAUAAAACCGCCACCCUUCGAGUUCACUGUGACUAUAUUUAUUUUUGUGCUAAAUGCAGGACGUUCUUGUUAUAAAUAUUUUGCUAUAAAUCUUCCUUUCUGAAUGAUGUCACUGUUGGAACAGUGAGAAGUGCUUAGUGGCAACACGGUUUAAGUAGAAGACACCCAAGGUUCUAUUUUGUACAUAAGCUGUUCUGGGAAAGAAGGGAGUGAAUUAUAUAGUCCAUUAUCCAGAUCGCGGAUGUCUGCUAUGAUGUGUCGCCUACAGUGCGUCCUUUGCUCCGCUGACAAAACAAAAGGCUGGAUCUCCCGGUUAUCAGAGGGCAAGAGAUUAAAACCUAUUCAUUGCUUGUUUAGAAGAGACUGUGAUUUGAGCUCAGGAUUACAAGUGUGCCAUGCUGUUACAUAGCAGGCUGAUGACUCACUGUAGUGAUGGCUAUCCUUGCCACAGUAGAUGUUUGUUACGAAACGUUAAUAAUAAUAAUAAUAAUAAUAGUUCCACGAAGACUGGCAGAGUAUCGUGGGAAAUGUAGUUUAGUGAUGCAUCAUGGGAAUCUGCAGUGACCAGCUGAGGCAUCACCAUUACUAGAGGCUUUUAAUAGUAUUGUAGUUGGGCCAGUCCAGGUUAAUUGAUUGUUCCCGUGCACUGGUGAAGCAGCUUGGAACGGUUGACUCUUACCUUGCUCUGUACUGUUUCCAUGGCCCUCCUGACCUGAGUUGGUUUGAUAAAGUGUGUUUAUACUUCCACAUUAUCAUAGCAUGUUCAUUGGCCAUCAGGUCACACUUAGCCAAUGAAUGAAUACUGUUCAAAAUCUGGUAUGAAUUGGUAUGAUGAUGUGGAAGAAUGUACUUCCGCCUUGUCAGGCCAAGUCCAACUGGAAGAAUUUUGGGCACCUGACAACAUGGUAAGAGUCAAACUGUUCCUAAAUGGUUUGACAGAUUACUACUGGACAGAACCCGGGGACUUCUGGCACCAUAACAACUGGUUAUGGUGCCUAGAGUGUCUGUUCAAGGUCUUCAGUUUGGCAUCAUCACGCACAACUUUAGAUUAGUGGAUUGCAGCUAUUGCUACACAUGUGCGUAGCAUGAGCCCAUCAAUUCUGAGGAACUUAAAAGAGAUCGAGAAACUGCAGAGAGGAGACACUGAGGCCCAUGGCUGGAUUACAGGUAAGUUUAUUUCAUUUUUGAUUUGUUUUUAUUUUUAAUGGUGGCGCCUGAGUCUAAAAUAAUAAAGGGACAUGUGAAGGUUACAAAAAUAUUCUUGACCUGAGGGUGUUCCAUUAAAGAAUUGUUUUAGAAUUGUGCUAGUGUGCAUAUAUGCACUUUGUUGACAUUUUCCAGUCCCUUUAACUAACCAAAACAAAACCUGUAGGUGCCAUUGGCAAGGGCUGUAUCGAGUGUUUUGUUUUUCGCUGUAUCUUGCUGACAGAACCCUUCUUGUCACUAAGUAUCGAUGUUGGGAAAGUAGGCGCAUUGGGCGAUGUUGAGAAAUUACAUGGUUUGCAAAAUGCCCACUCCUGCACUUUCUACAAGACAAUGGCUGCUGUGUAACAGAGGCAUUAGUGCCAGGAAAUGUAGGUGCCUUGUAGACUAAUCCGAACUCGGUUAAAAAGGAACUGAAUAUGCUGCAGAAUCCACUGAAACAAAGCUGUUAUUAUAAAAUUCAUUCUGCAGUAGGCAAGAAAAAAAAAAAAACAACUAAACCCAGUGAUCUGGAGGGUUACCUCUCAGUGUAACCAAGUUACAAUGUGUACAAAUGCCUCUUAAAGGAACCUAUCACUGUUCUAUUUAGUAACCAGAGCGGAUGUCACCUAUUAUACAUGAUAACAAUACUGGAUUGUUUUUGCUCUGUUUAUUUAAUUAGAUUUUUAUUAAGGGUUUCAACAAUUUCCAGCAAGUUCCGAGGCAAAUGAGCAGUGCAAAUCUAUGCUUAGAACUGUUGUCAAAAUCUUAGUGGAACAAGACAUUAGAACUCAAGAAUAACAGCAGUGAGAGUGUCUGCAUGUCUCAUUAACAUUUAGAAAUUAUGCAGAGUUGUUAUGGUCCUUCGAGUAGCCCUUUUGAAAACUGAAAAAAAUGGGUAUAAGUAGACACAAAUAGAGUAGAAGAUAAUGUAUUAAUCAGCUUUAUAGCUUACAAUUGCCAAAUCAUUAAUGUAAUUCUUCUUCUCUGCAGGGCUCUGCGUAAUGGCCGGUGCCUCCAUCUUCACCGUGCGGCACACGGAAUGGCAAACGCAGAAUGCCACCGGCUAUGGGUUUGCUUACAUCCUGGCGUGGGUGGCCUUCCCUCUUGCUGCCAUCAGUGGCAUCAUAUAUAUCAUCUUAAGAAAACGUGAAUAAACACUGGAUGAGAUGGAAGACGGGGAAGAAAGAAACGCUAAACAAAAAAAACAAAACGUCAAAAGGGGAACCCAGAGAAUUGAAUUCAAACCUUACAUUACCUCCCCUCACCAAAGAGAGAGUGGUGGGGGCAGGUUCCUGUGUUAAUUGAAGAUGUAAAUAGUAUCUAUGGUUUAAAAACCUAUUUAUAACACUUUUUACAUAUAUGUACAUAGUAUUGUUGGCUUAUUUUGACCUUCAGCUUCUGUAAGCUAAAAACAAAAAUUUUACGCGUCUGCUACAAAAUGAUUUUUUGGGGUGUGGACAGCCAUUCUAGAGAGGAAAAAAAAAUACCAAAAAAACAAAAACAAAAGUAAGAUCUAAUUUUCUGUGCCUUAAAACAAAAUACCAAAUACCCACAGUCUUAAAUCUCAAGUGAUUGUAGCUCGGUGGAGUAAGCCGGAAGGGGGAAGUCACAAGGGACAAAAAUGGCUGCCGCAAGUGUGAGAGAGGCAUUAUAGCACUUCGGCUGUUUUGAUGUGAAAAGGGACACUAUAAUCUAUGCUAGUGUUGUUACACAAUCUCUGGGUCCAUACUGAGAGAGGAUAGGACCCGGGUGUCACUUACAAGGGUAUCUAGGCUGUGAUCCAGCAGACCAGUUGGUCUGGUGGUAUAGCGAAAGAAAGUUAAAAUACAAAAGCCAGAGAAGACAUGAGGUUUGAGAACAUCUUCAGUGUACUGUGCUGAACGCAAACAGAUAGUACUGUCGAACCUAUGAAAAGUUAAUCUUUUUUGGGAAUAGAACAAGCCAACCAUGUUUGAUUAUUAACAUGGGCAAAUUUGGGGAAAGCAGUUUGUGGUUAAAUGCUAUCCCCGCCUAGGGGACGAUAAUAUGGUAUCAAAUACCAAGCAUGUUUAAAACAUCAUAGUUUGUAGCCAUAACUUUAUACCCUUCCUAAUAUCAUAUUUUGCCUUGUGACCUCAUAAAAUGGCCCAUUUUCCCUUUUAAAUUUGUCUUUGAGGGACUUGUACUCUUUGGCACCACAAUGACAGUUUAUUAUCAACCCGAUUUGUUACAGAUUACAAUGUGUAAAAAAUAAAAAAUAAAAAUAAACCCUAAAAGUCUCAUAAUGAAAAUGUUUAACUCAUUAAAUGCCAGAGGUGAGCAGUUGUCUAUUUAAUAACUGCUCUACCCCCUAGUACCUAAAGAGUUAAAUUAAAGUGCAGUAUAUAUAAAUAUAUAUAAUUUUUUACCAAUGUGCAUGUAUUAUACAUAUAUAUACAGAGAUAUAUAUAUCACAAAUGAGGUAGCCAAAGUUGUUUACCAAUUGUUUUGUUUCUGAAAAAAGGCAAAAAAAAUUUAAAAAACUAAAAAAAAAAAAAAUGACAAAGUUUAACUAGAGCGGUCUAAUGUAUUAAUUGUAAAUUAGUUACAAGUAGUUCCUUAAAAUGGCGGCUAAAAAAGAAAAAAACCAAAGUGGUGCUAUAAUUAACUUUUGAACCAUUCCUUAUAUUUUAACCUCUGUAUAACUUCUGAUCCAAUAACACUUUUUUUUUUGAGAAUAAAACUUUGAAAACUCUGCAUUGUUGGCUAAAACGAGUUCUAUGUGAAUAUUUAAUAAACAAAAAUAUGGCUGCUUAGAAGUGCG